AUGGUGAAGCAUUUCAGCCACCGCCAUGAGUUGUGCUCAUAUCAAGUUCAAGAGGAUGAUGAAAUCACUUGCUCCGGCUGUGAGCUACCUCUAGACCUCAUGAUGAAUUCAGCUACUUCUGCUUACAAAUGCACCAAGUCCAAGUGCAACUUUUACCUCCACGACUUGUGCUUUGAACUUCCCCAAGAAAUCAAACACAAGUCUCACCCAAAACACCCUCUUACUCUCUCCACCCCUCCCUAUGAAUAUGGUGAGUUCACGUGCGAUGCAUGUGGUGAAUUUGGCACUUGUUUCACCUUCCACUGCACCCAUUGCAAAUAUGAUCUCCAUGUUCAGUGUGCUACUUUGCCUGAAACCCUGA
Molecule: messenger RNA, 361 nt
Organism: Prunus mume (Japanese apricot)
Lineage: Eukaryota; Viridiplantae; Streptophyta; Magnoliopsida; Rosales; Rosaceae
Source: RefSeq, a predicted model, not a curated record